Molecule: messenger RNA, 264 nt
Organism: Plasmodium berghei ANKA
Lineage: Eukaryota; Apicomplexa; Aconoidasida; Haemosporida; Plasmodiidae
Product: conserved Plasmodium protein, unknown function
Exons: 1
Coding region: 1-264 (87 amino acids)
Source: RefSeq, a predicted model, not a curated record
AUGUUAACAUUGAUCUCAGUUUGCUCUUAUUUAUUUUAUACACAUAAAGAUUCUAUAUUAAGUUUGGUGGGGUUAAAUAGCGAAAAUGGGAAUGCCGAUCACCAAAAUGAGGGAAAUAUUCAGAAUAAAAAAAAAAGGAAAAAAAAAAAAAAAUAUGAUGACGAAGUAAGAUAUUUUUCAGAUUCGUAUAUUCGUAAAAAAAUGUAUAUAUUAAGAACAUAUAGCGAUGUUGAUUUUCAUAAAAAAAUAUAUUAUAAAAAUUGA